Molecule: messenger RNA, 2354 nt
Organism: Uranotaenia lowii
Lineage: Eukaryota; Metazoa; Arthropoda; Insecta; Diptera; Culicidae
Product: ninjurin-2-like
Exons: 2
Coding region: 85-447 (120 amino acids)
Biological process (GO): tissue regeneration; cell adhesion
Cellular component (GO): membrane
Source: RefSeq, a predicted model, not a curated record
AUUAAGCGUUCGUUGAUAACAGACGGACUGUUUAGUAGAAGCUGCUCAGUAGCCGAAUAAAAUAAUCUUAUUAAGCCUUCAACGAUGACAAAACUGGACAUCAACAAUUAUGCAACCCGGAAAACACUCGCCCAGGGAAUGCUGGAUCUGGCUCUGCUCACGGCAAAUGCUGCUCAGCUGAAAUAUAUUCUAACUAUAGGUUCCGCGCAUCCCUUCUUCAUGCUACUGCUGGUAUUGGUCAUUGCUUCCAUAGUGCUCCAGGUUCUACAAGCCAUCACCAUCAUCAUUCUGGCGAUUCUUCUGGAUAUCAACAAAGUCGAGGAACAACGCAAAUCAGUGAUUUUCAACAAUGUAUUGAUGUGCCUAACAGUGUUGUCCGUUACUAUCAAUGUUGUCAUAAGUGCAUUCGAUAUGAAGAGUCAAUCUAAAGUGUUUACCAGUGAAUGAACUAAUGAUACAUUUUUUAUUCUUACGGUGUUUAUAAACAAAAAUAAGUAAUAACGCGUUUUUAGCUUUAUGGUACCAAAGCGCCAGAUUCUACUCAUUAUAGCUUUAUAGCUUAUAAAUUCAUGUUGUGUUAUACAAUAGUAUGUAGAUAAGCAAUUCAAAUCGCGAUGUGGUUAAAGAAAAAAAAUUAAAAGAAAAAAAAUGUUACUCUAUUUAUUUAUAAAUGGAGAGCAUAGCUGUGCCAUUUUCAGGCUAAAUUACAAUGCUUAUAUAGUUUCGGCGAGUCCCCGUUUCUUUUUUUAUUUUUAUUUUUAUUUGUCAAAUAAUUUCAGUUAACUCUCUGAAACUUGAAAAACUCACGAUUUAGAAGCAACCCUAUCUAAAAUUUAUAUUGUAAGCAUUGUUUUGUUUCUGAAAUUAAGCCUGUGCCUUUGUGUUAUUUAUUCGUUCUUUAACUCUGCCAAAACAUAUUCAUACAUAUGUUUUACUCCCCCUACCCUCCUUCCAACCAAUGCAUGUGCGGAGUGGUCUUAAACUAUCACAGAACCGUUUACGUAACUUGAAAACUUCAUCAGUCUAAUUUCGCUCCCUUUGCUUUGUUAGUUCUUGAAUUGUACAAAACAAUAUGAAUAAAAGCCUUUCUCAUGCUUCCAUAAAGAGGUCUUUAAUAAUCUUAGAAAAAAUUGUCGUACCGUAAUUCGGAGCAAGAUUUAACAUUUUUUUUUUUUUGAUAUUUUUCGAAGAAAUUUAUAAGACUACUUUAAAUUUGAUUAAAAAAUCUAUUCCGUUUCUGUUUAGAAGUUGAUGCUUUGGGGACAUUGAUCUGUCUCUAUUUUGACGGUGUUAACAAGUUUUCUUGAUCAUAAAAGAUACAAAACACCUUCAUAAUAUUUACAAAUGCAAGUUUAUCAAUUGCUAAGGUAGUUCGGAAGAUUUAUGAUAUUUUAAACCAAAAGAAACAAAUAAAAUAAACGCUUUACAUAUAUGUUGGUUUCUCGUCUUCAAUGACUUUCUAUUUUUUACGGUGAACGAACCUUUUUCUAAUCACUGUGAAACCAGUCCUCCUGCUGAAACAUAGCCAGCUGUUUCCAUAACUAGAUUACUUAGGUAUUAUAGGGCUUUGCUAAACACACAUACAAGAGGUCUGUUGGGCACACAUCAAUGGAUUUUAUAUGCGGAAAGCAAAAUUUAACUAAAAUGUUGUUUUAAACUUGAAUGAAUGCACCUUUCUCUAAAAAAAAGUGUCAAUAAGUAUAUUUCGAAUCAUUGGCUAACAAGUGGAAACAAUUAGGUGAAUAUUUGAUUGAGUAACAGUGCAGAAACUAGCAGAACAAAAUGAAAAAACAUGACUAUUAUGUUUGAAAGGUACAUUCAACGGUUCCCCCAGAUCUUUUGUUAAAGUAUUCGGGUAUAUCUUUAGAAUUUUCAGCCCGGAAGAUGAAGCUAAGUGUUUUCGUCGCGAAAUUUACAAAGAUCUUUUGCAAUAUUUCCUCUGCAUCCUCAGGAAACAGUCUGUUGAUAGUGCCAACUUCGGAUUAAUGAAAUGCUUUUUCCGGAAUUUUGAAUCGUGUAUUUUAGGAACGAUUAAAAUUCUCCUGAAAUAGUUGUUUAAGAUUAGCACAUAAAUCGCGAAUAAUAAUAGGAAAGAACUUACGUUUAGUGUACAUUCAAAUCCCUGUUCCCUGUACUAUUCUCAUCGGUUUCAAAUAUAAUCGCUUCCUAUAUGGACAUAAACUUAGUUAACAUGAGGUUCAUUUUAUUUUCCACAUGGUUGCUCACCGUUUGUUACUGCACCAAGUGCAACCAAAUGCAACUCCUAACCUUCACUUAAGAAACCUUCGUAAAUCUGCGCUCUGUUCGGGUAUAAUUUCUAUUAAAGGCAAUUCGCAAAUAUUACUUUAAUGUAC